AUGAAUAGUGAGGAUGUGAGGGAGAUAUACGCUGGGUCCAUUGGCGGGGCGCUUGCCACGGUGGUGGAGUACCCUUUUGACACCAUCAAGGUUAGGCUGCAGGAUGAUCCUCGUCGCUACCGUAGUAGCCUUAGCUGCGUUACACAGAUUGCGCGGCACGAGGGACUCAUUAAUGGUUUUUUUAAGGGUCUUCCUGCCCCCGUCAUAGGUGCUGCGGCGGAGAAUGCCGCCUUGUUCUCGACCUACCGCGUGACCAUUAACGGCAUUCAAGACAUUUUUUAUUCGAAACGGUUUGAACCAGACACAGAGCCGUAUCAUGUGGUGUUUUACGCGGCGGCUGUCGGUGGUAUUGUUGUGUCGACUGUACUGACGCCUGCAGAGCUCAUCAAGUGUAAAAUGCAGAUACAGAACACGCUUCCUGCGAGGAAAAGAGCAUUCAAAAAUUCGUUGCAUUGUGCCAUGUCCAUCUAUAGGAAGUUUGGCGUGCGUGGGCUGUAUAAAGGGCACGUUUCUAUGCUUUUACGGGAGAGUAUUGGCUGUGGACUUUACUUUUUAACCUUUGAGUGGGUAAUUCGCAACAUGCUACGCGAAGGUCAAAGCUUCACUGAGGCUUCGCCGCUUGUCCACUUUCUCGGAGGCGGGUGCGCUGGCGUCGUUUUUUGGACGUCGAUCUACCCGAUUGAUGCAUUGAAGACCAAAAUUCAGACCGGCAAGGGCGGGUAUGGUGAGCUUUCCUUUGUCAAGGGAAUGAUGCGGCUGUACAAGCGCGAGGGAGUGCGUGGGUGCAUGCGCGGGUACACAGUCACCGCGCUUCGUGCCUUUCCUGGAAAUGCCGUUUUAAUUGCCGUCUACGAGAAGGUGAACCUGCUCUGGGAAAUGUCGCAUCGGUCCCGUUGCACUUCUGUUUGCACGGCGACGUGCGUUGGCAGUACAUAA
Molecule: messenger RNA, 936 nt
Organism: Trypanosoma conorhini
Lineage: Eukaryota; Euglenozoa; Kinetoplastea; Trypanosomatida; Trypanosomatidae
Product: mitochondrial carrier protein
Exons: 1
Coding region: 1-936 (311 amino acids)
Biological process (GO): transmembrane transport
Molecular function (GO): transmembrane transporter activity
Source: RefSeq, a predicted model, not a curated record